CCAAUUCCCAAUACCACAACUGGUACCCAAAAACAGCAGUCUCUCUCUCUCUCUCACAACUGAAUAAAUAAAUAUAAAUUAAUUAAUUAAUUAAAAAAAAAGUCACCGUCACGCGGCAAAAAAAAAUUGUUGGCGUUUCUUGGCCUUUUUUUCCACCUUAUUUCACAAACCGUGUGCUCUCCACCCGCUGAAUUUCCCGCAAACGACUACAAAAACCAACCCCCAAUAAUUCCAUUUCCAACACAGAACCAAAAAGAAGAGAAAUAUCGCAAAACGGAAUCCACAAGAAACGACACGCGAAAUGUGCAGAUCAACGGAUUAUUACCGCUUCAAUCCAGUCAACCGGUUGAAGAUUCGAUCGUUCGCCGUCGGGUUUUCGGGUUUUGAUGCCGGGAAACCGUUGCCUCAGUCGCUGACGCUCGUUUACCUGCCGAGAAUCAACGAGAGCGCGCUCGAGGUCUCCGGGUCGAAGAUCCGACCCGAUUCGCAGGCGUUUGUGACUCUCCACCGCGGCGUGGCCGGAAACGGCGAGGAAGUUUCGUUCGGGAGUAGAGAUCGGGUCGUCGUCAGCGAGGGUGUGAGGUUCGAGGUUUACCUGGGAGAAGAGAAGGUUUUGAAAGGGAAUUUUAGGAAGGAUGAAGAGGACGAGUGGAGAUUGGAGUGCCGGUGCGCGAUGGAGAGAGACAUCGACGGCGCGGCGGCGGCGGAGGUUAGGGUCUCGGCGGAGGGAGGCGUGAUGAGAGAGAAAGUGGCGAUGGCGGUGGAGAGGAGGAGGCGGCGGCGGUGGUACGGACGGGGGUUGGAGGAGAUUCCGGAGGAGAGGGAGGAUCGCUGCGAGUGUGAUUGUGGGGGAUCGGGCGGUGGUGAUUUGGGGAGUGGUUGGGAUGAUGAAGUGGACGGCGGAGAUGAGGAGGAGGGGAUUGAGAUGGAUAUGGAUGUGGAGGGAGUUAGAUGGGCCGUGGAUGUUGGGAUUUGGGUCAUGUGUUUGGGCGUGGGCUUUUUGGUUUCUAAAGCCUCUUCCAAGACUUUGAGACGCAGAAAAUUACUAUGAUUUUUUUCUUUUUCUUUUUUAAGAAAAAAAUGAUUUUUAAGGAGUUUAGUUCAUGGAU
Molecule: messenger RNA, 1109 nt
Organism: Morus notabilis
Lineage: Eukaryota; Viridiplantae; Streptophyta; Magnoliopsida; Rosales; Moraceae
Exons: 1
Coding region: 302-1051 (249 amino acids)
Source: RefSeq, a predicted model, not a curated record